UCUCCCUCGCGCGAGGUCGGCGCUGUUAAAAAGGAAGCGAUGUAACGAUAGAAGAGCGCGGCUGUCGUUACAAACGGCAACAGAAGACCCGCGACGAGACCGGCGAAGCGAGGCGUGGCGCGUCAGUUCCGCGGAUCUGAGGAGAAUGGUUAACGUGACGAAAAGAGGCGGGGCCAGGAAUGAUGUCAGUCGUGUUAUGUUGAUGCACAGCCUCGCGGUCGCGUCACACGCGAAGCCGCUGCUCAGGUGAACGCGGAGCGCGGAGGACGACGCACGCGAGGCAGAGCGGUUUCACCCAGGUUGUGUGUGUCCAUGCACGCUUGAGAAGGUUUGGGAUCAGGAUGGACGUGGAGGAGACCGGAGCAAGUCAGGUGGAGAGCCCGGCGGAGGAGGCACCAGCUCCCAAACGCGGGAGAGGACGGCCCCGCAAACCACAACAGGAGCCCGUCGAAGCUUCUGCUCCCAGGAGGCCGAGAGGAAGGCCAAGAGGCAGUAAAAACAAAGACCGGCGGGUCACAGCCAAAGUAGAGCCACCGAGAGAACGGAGACCACGAGGUAGACCAAGAAAAUGGCCUCAGAAGACCGUUCAUCAGGAAGAACAGCAGCCUCAUCCUGCAGCUCAAGGGGCGGAGUCAACAGAGGAGCCGCCCAUUCAGACUCCGCCCUCUGAGUUACCGUCACAGGAGAGCAACUAAAACUACCUCAGUGAUGACUUUGUUACUACGUCGGGGGUAUUUCUCCAUCUCCGCUGCCUCCAUGUACACUGUCAAAAGUGCUCAAAUCACACCCAAAAUUUCAGGAAAGAUCAGACUACAUUUUUCAAAAGUGACCCUAAAAUCUGUGUACUACCAUCACGAGCCUUUACGAACACCCGUCUAUGUGUUACACUGCCUUUUUUAUCUUCUCUUUUGCCUUUAUUAUUUGGAUUCUUGACAGUUCACUCGAAAAUGGAAACUUGCUGAAAAUGCACUUGCCCUCAGACCAUCCAAGAUGUAGGUUCUUCAUCAGAACGGGUUUGGAGAAAUUUAGAAUUACGUCAAUUUCACAUCCUUUGUAGUGAAUGGGUGCCGUCAGAAUGAGAGCCCAAACAGAUGAUCAAAACAUCCCAAGUAAUCCGCGAAUCUCCAUCAGUUAACAUCUCGUGAAGUAAGAAACAAAUCCAUGUUGCUUCUGGCUCAAACGGAGUCACUAAUCCGUAAUAAAGCCUGAGGGUGAGCGCAUUUUCAGCAAAUUUUCACUUUUGGGUGAACUAUUCCUUUUACGGUCAAAUUUGAAACGCAUCUUAUUGUGCACAAUUUGGCAAAAUCGGGUUAAAUGGGUAUCUUCUCAGGAUUCUGGAAAUAUUGUACUGCCAAAGCUUGAAAUGUACUCCUCGAUCAAAUGUUGCAACUUUUUAAACGACUGAUCUCAUGUUCUUUUUAUUCUUUUAAUGUUUACACUGCAAAUACUAGAUUCGAAUGCAUCUAUUUACACCAAAGAAUAACGACGUGAUCAAAGAUGUAAAUGAACAAUUACUAUGAUUCACACGAUGAUGGUGAAAUUCAGUACCUCAACGUCAGAAACCUCGAUGAUUUUGUUCGUUCGUUCUAGACAAUGGAUGAGUUGCCGUUUGUUUUUAAAUGCAUAUACUAUCAGUGGCCAGUCUCUAGAACAAGGUAACUAUAUUUGGCACUAUAUUAGCGUUUUCUUUAAAUCUCAAAUCUAGUCUAAUUUGUACUGCUAUGAAUUGCAUUUAUUGGGAAUGUUUACAGCAUGGCUGAUGUUUAAAGCAUCUCCUAUUGUGUUAUAUAUUACAACUCAUAUGCAGUGCAUGCACUUAAAAACAGGUAUAAAGGUUCUUUACAACAUUUUGAUCAAGAACCUUCUGAUCAGGAAGCUAUUGAUGCGAAAAUCACUUCAUGGUUCAAUGACAAUGUGCCUCAUAAAUACAGGCUCAGGUAACUUACCUUUUUUUUUAUAUUCUUCAAAGGCCAGUAAAGAUGUUUUUGCAGCCGUAUGUCAACGAAUAAAGUUCCCGUUUGAGACAUGUUUACAGCAUCCAA
Molecule: messenger RNA, 2042 nt
Organism: Puntigrus tetrazona (Sumatra barb)
Lineage: Eukaryota; Metazoa; Chordata; Actinopteri; Cypriniformes; Cyprinidae
Product: high mobility group AT-hook 2b
Exons: 6
Coding region: 342-695 (117 amino acids)
Biological process (GO): regulation of DNA-templated transcription
Cellular component (GO): chromatin; nucleus
Molecular function (GO): DNA binding; transcription coregulator activity
Source: RefSeq, a predicted model, not a curated record